AUAUCGAAAAUUAAAAUCUGGCAUGGGUGGAUUUUAAGACAAUUUGAAACGUAUUUUUCUUUUCAUCAAUCCUGAAAGUUGAUUAGCGCAUGUGCACAGUAUAAUUGUAUUAUUUCUUGCGUACAAGAGACGACACGUAUCUCACGCAGUAGAAAGCGAAGAUGCAGCGAGUCGACGUUUUCAUAUACACGCAUAUACUACUUCCGGGAAAGCGAGGGAUCGAAUGUCGAUGACGGCGCGUCUGACGAUCUUUCUUUAGCUACGACUGCUUGAUCUACGAACGCGCUCUCGUGGUGCCUCGAAAGAUCGCAAUGAAAUCGCAGUACGAACGAAGCCUCGUAGCCAGCGAAUCGGCGCGCAGCAACAAGACCGCGUUGAAUUACGCAUGGCGUCCGGGAACGGACGCCAUCUAACGACUGGCAUUCCUGCCUGUUCCUGCUGGUACGAAACCAGGGCUAUCGUAUAAGCGCGGAACUUCUCGGUUUUGUUUAGCAGAAGUGCGGAAGUGCGCGUCUCGUCUGAAUUUCGUGAUCUCGCCAAGCAUCCCUUAUUAUGGCGCGAGCACGCCGUGUGAAAUGAUAGACGAGGAAGUGCGUCCGCAACUCACCGGCCAAACGUUUCCUCGUACGUGCUAACCGUGUGCGUUGGCACGUAGAGCGGUCAACCUCCUCCCGCAUAAGACUCUUGGCUGUGCCGCUGCUGGCCGAUUCCACUCGCUUGUCCGGCUGCCUCCGCGGCUCACAGUAAAUAGAAAGAAUAAUUUCUUCGGUGGAAAAUGAGCGCAUCUGCCCUAAAAUCAACAAUACCUGGGGUAGGUACAUCGCCGACUUCUACUAGCCACUCGAUGUUGCCCAUGAAUGCCAUGGCGCAGAAAGUUGCGGGAUCAGAUAGUGGGUCCAUGAAACCCUUGUCAGGGAGUGGACUAAGCUACGUGACUCUGCAACCACCCAGCCAACCACUCAGUCUGGUGCAAGACCACAGACCUUCUGUGUACCAGGCUCCAUCUUACAUAGGCAGUAGCGUGGAGAAGGAACCAGAAACUGAAAAACUGAUACCGAAUGGCGUUGAAGUAACAAAGACCGAACCUGAGCAAGAUGUGCCUGCAGCUGUAAAGCAAACUGACUCCAACAGAAAUAAUAACUUAAGCCCUGAGAAUCCUCCCCCAGAGCAACCAUGUGAAAUUCAUACAGAGCAGGAGCUCACACCAUUAACUUUGGAUUUUCCUGCUCUAUGCACACAAACACAAGCGCAAACACCAGCACAAAAUAAAGUUGAGGAAAAGAAGACACCUGUAAAUAACGGAUCCAAGGAAUCAGAUGGCAAAGCAGUUAAUAUUCCUGUACAUACGAAACAAUCUCCACACAAGCCAGAAGACACGCAAGUUAAAAACGAAGUUCCAAAGGCAAAACCCAUCACCAAUCAGAGUAUAAAAGCAACCAGUGACAAUGCUGCUGCACCAGUCGCUAGCACAAUAAAACCUGAGACAAAGAUUGCUACUUCCAUAAAGACGAAUAAGCGAAAAUCCAGAGAACUGAAAGAUUUGAAAGGAGCGUCUGCGGUUCCCGAUGGAGCAAGUAAACCUAAGAGGAAUCGAGUUCAAACGCGUCUUUAUCAGAGCCCGCUGCCAGACAUUGCAUUGCUGGUCAAAAAUCUCAACAAGACUCCAGGUCCUAAAACUCCUGAUGACAAACUCAUUGUGUUCUACAAAAACGAAUUUUUGGCUGUGAGAAAUGCGGAAGGUAGCUUCUAUGUUUGUCAAGCAGUGCAGAAUAUUUACAAAUCCAGCAGACGCGUCCGCAUACGUUGGCUGUCUCAAGACAAAAACAACGGAGAAAUCUAUUCACCAGAUUUCUAUGAUUUUACAGAUUUCGAUUGCAUACUGACAAACUUGAACCUAAACAAGAUCGAUAAGAAUAAAUUCCAGCUAACUAAAAUAGAAUUACUGCGCACGGAGAACAUUUUGAAACGGGCCAUCGAUGUGGAAACUGGGGUAUCAGAAAUACCUCGAGUCACGGAGGAACAUCCCGAUGGUUUGGAUCUGUCGCUGUAUAAAGAUGAAUCACAGCUGAAAAGAAGAAAAGGACUGCACAAGGAGAAGUCAAGCCAGCGGAAGAAAACCAAACGGGCCGCGAGUUUUUCGGACGACGACAGAGACGACGAGCAGUCGGAGAAGAAGUCGCCCAAGGCAAGCCGCGCGAAGAAGCGAUCGGCCAAUAAAACGAUGGUGAUCGCAAAGUCCGUUGCGAAAAGCAGUAGCAGGGCGGAAAGAGCGCUAAACAGAAGCACGAAAUCGCAAAGUGAAGGCAACGACGGUGUUGUUGCUAUCAUUUCCGCUUCCACUGCAGCACCAACAGCCGCUAUCACCACCACCACCACCACCACCACCAUCACCACCAUCGCCACAACUGCUGUUGCUGCCGCCGGUGUUUCUGCUGCUGCCGGUGCCGCUGCUAUUACCGCCACCGCUGCUACGGGUGCCACUGCUACCACGAGUCCCACCGCUGCUAAUGCUUCCGUCGCAGCGGACGCCAAGAGUAACGCAGAAGCGAAGAAAUUCGAAAUGAAGAAGAAUGGCAAACAACAAAGUAACAACACCACUGGUGGAGUCCCGAGGACGAAACCCCGAGGUACCGCUCAAGCUGCACAGCAAGCCAGUAAAAGCCAGGCAGGACGUCCAAAGCGCGUAACGGCCACCACCGGUGUUUUGCCGAACGAGGAAGCAUCUUCGCGAAAGAAACCUCGCGGCCGAGCGUAAAACAUACCUAAUGCAUAAUUGCUUUUUUACGCUAUAGUUACAGACGAGUCUGUAUCGUAGGCAAUAUGUACGUGUGGUACACCUCUUGAAAAAAAUUACAAUCAAUCUAAUGUGUAAUAUAUACAUAUGUACGAUCUCAAGAUUCUUAAAUGUAUCAUGUGCCGCGAUAUAUUAUAGUCCAACGAUACGGGAUCAACGACUUGUAUCUCUAAUUCGUCAAGUCGCAUUUGAAAAAAAAGAAGAAAAGAAAAGAAAAAUAAGAGAAAAAAUUAAGAAAAUAGGAAAGACUCAGAAAGAGAAAGAAGAGAGAGAGAGAGAGAAAGAGAGAUUAUAUAUGAGUGAUAUUGUGAUAUCAUACAAAAUUUGUACAUAUCGUCUACGUCUCAGACUCCAUCGGGAGAAGAAAGUCACGAAAUGUGUGAGAAAAAUGGUACCUUGAGUUGAGUAAUAACUAUCUACAGGGUGUCACAUACUAAUGCACUCUUGCAAUAGUCUAUUUUUGAUGUUGUGAGUGAACCGUACGUGAUUCAGUUGAUUUUAAUGUACACUUUCCAUUGGAUAUAAUAGCUAUGUACAAAUAUAUGUCCGGGAGGGGGUUGGGGAUUAUAUGUAUUCUGUAAAACAAACAGUGGGAGGGAGGAAGAAAGGUAGUAGGAUUAAAAAAAAAGAAAGAGAAAGGAAAAACAUAGUAUCAACAGAGAAAACUAAGAACAAUCCCGAUUGUUGCCGAGUUUAACCCGAUCGACCGGCAGAGGAUCUUGAAGUACAAUACCUGUACAUUAUACUGAAUCCUUGCUGUUAAAAAGGAAAAAAAAAGGAUAGCCCGUAAAAUGGUCCAGCGCCUAGUAGAGACAGGCAGUGUAAAGAAGUGCCCUGAAUUGUCUCCUUGUCGAGCCAAUGGAUUCGCGAGAAACUCGCGAGCAGAAAG
Molecule: messenger RNA, 3683 nt
Organism: Harpegnathos saltator (Jerdon's jumping ant)
Lineage: Eukaryota; Metazoa; Arthropoda; Insecta; Hymenoptera; Formicidae
Exons: 7
Coding region: 776-2755 (659 amino acids)
Source: RefSeq, a predicted model, not a curated record